AGAGUUGUGGUAGUAGGGGUAAGAUGAAGACUGUCCUGAUCUUAGCGGCUCUCGUGGCCCUGGCGGUCUCCGGGACCGUACCUCAGAAAUACGAUGUGAAACUUAAACCUGUUGACGCUCAAUUCCUCGAGCGCCAGGACAAAAUCUACUCUCUUUUGGAGAGCAUAGGACAGUACAGGAAGGACGCUGACUACUGGAAGAUUGGCUACGAAUACGAUGUCGAGGCUAACAUUGACAACUACACCAACAAGAAGGCAGUUGAAGAGUUUUUGCUGUACUACAAGAAUGGCAUCAUGCCCAAAUACAAGACCUUCUCCGUCUUCUACGAUGAAAUGAGAGAGGAGGCCAUCGCUCUCUUCAAGCUCUUCUACUACGCUAAGGACUUCGAGACCUUCUACAAGACCGCCGUGUUCGCCCGCGUGCACUUCAACAAUGGCCAGUUCCUCUACGCCCUAUUCACCGCCAUGUACCAGCGCCCCGACACCGAUACUCUCGUUGUAUCUGCUCCGUACGAGAUGUACCCUCAGUACUUUGUUAACACCAAGACAUUCCUGAAGGCCUACCGUACUAAGAUGCAGAAUGGUGACUUCGACCACGCCUAUGCUGCCACCCACGGCAUCUACCUCGAGAACGGAAAAUACGUCUUCUACUCAAACUACACUAGCCCCUGGUUGACCGGCAGCGCUGAGGACAAGCUUUCCUACUUCACUGAGGACAUUGGCAUGAACUCGUUCUACUACUACUUCCAGACGCUUAACCCGUUUUGGUGGAAAAAGAACGACGAACAGUAUGACCAAAUCCGCGGAGAUCUGUUCUUCUUCGAGUACCAACAGCUAAUUGCUAAGUACUAUCUCAACCGUCUCACCAGCGGUCUUGGAGAGAUCCCUGAAUUCUCUUGGUACAAGCCCAUCGAGACCGGUUACUACUGCCAGUUAUCCACCUACUACCCCUUCUUCUCGAGGAACGAGAACUACCAAAUCAACAAGCCCGAAAAUGACAAAUACAUUUCGUACCUUGACUCCUACGAGAAGUCUUUCUUGUACUACUUGGAGCAGGGUUCCUUCAAGGCUUACAACCAAGAGAUCGAUCUGCGUGACGAAAAAGCCAUCAACUUCGUUGCCAAGUACUGGUUUGCCAACGUUGAUUUGUACGAGAAAAUGCCCAAGAACUAUGAACGUUUCUACGAGAUCAUCGGUCUUCACCUCCUCGCCGGCACUCCCGAGCCCACUGACAAGUACACCAUUUUCCCGAGCGCUUUGGAGCUGUACCAGACCUCUCUGCGCGAUCCCAUGUUCUACCAGUUCUACGCUCGCAUCCUGAACUAUUUCCUGCAAUGGAAGGAGUACCUGGAACCCUACAGCUACAGCCAGCUUCACUUCGAAGGAGUCAAGAUCAACAAUGUUAAGACUGACAAGCUUGUCACCUUCUUCGAGUCCUAUGACUUCGACAUCACCAACGACAUCUUCCACAGCGUCGAGGAGUUCAAGGCUAACAAACCUUACGACGGAAAUACUUACGACGUCUUCUCUGUUCGUCAACCUCGUCUUAACCACAAGCCCUUCACCGUCACUGUCGAUAUCAAGUCUGACGACGCUACCGACGCCGUGUUCAAGUUCUUCCUGGGUCCCAAAUACGACAGCAAUGGCUAUCCUCUUAACAUUGAAGAGAACUGGAUGAACUUCGUCGAGCUGGACUGGUUCGUUCACAAGUUGACCCCUGGACAGAACAAGAUCGAACGCCAGUCGCGCGACUUCUCCCUGUACAAGGAGGACUCCGUCCCCGCGGUUGAACUCUUCAAGCUGUUCAAGCAAGGAAAGGUCCCAGUCGAUAUGUCUGAGAAGUUCUUCUACCAGCCCCAGAGAAUGAUGCUGCCUAAGGGUACCAAGGGUGGCUUCCCCUUCCAACUGUACGUCGUCGUCUACCCCUACACUCCUCUGUCUAAGGAGAGGGAAGAGUACAAGGCUUACAUCCCUGACAUGAAGCCCAUGUCUUAUCCCUUCGACCGCCCCGUGUACGAGACUUACUUCAAGCAGCCCAACAUCUACUAUGAGGAUGUGUUAGUCUACCACGAGGGAGAAGAGUACGCCAACUUCUACAACGUUAAGGAGUACUACCCUAGCUAUAAGAACCAAGUGCCUAAACACUAAAAG
This is a messenger RNA of Cydia splendana, 2150 nucleotides long. Its product is annotated as arylphorin subunit alpha-like. The record is from RefSeq and is a predicted model, not a curated record. The coding region runs from base 24 to 2147 and encodes 707 amino acids. Lineage: Eukaryota; Metazoa; Arthropoda; Insecta; Lepidoptera; Tortricidae. The transcript has 5 exons.